This is a messenger RNA of Ilyonectria robusta, 2630 nucleotides long. RefSeq lists its product as uncharacterized. Lineage: Eukaryota; Fungi; Ascomycota; Sordariomycetes; Hypocreales; Nectriaceae. The record is from RefSeq and is a predicted model, not a curated record. The transcript is spliced from 4 exons. Bases 78 to 2339 code for a protein of 753 amino acids.
CGCACCGACGAGGAUCGCUGCACCGAAGAAGAAUCAGGUCUCGACUAUACGAAAGGAGAGCAAAGCCUCUUGGCAUCAUGAGCAAGAUGAAACUCAUCAGUACAUGCCUGCUCUUGAUAGCUGGCAUUUGCGGGGUAGCUUCAGAAGCGCUCCAUCCUGCUAGCAAACUUCCCACCGAAGAUGCUAUCCCGAGCAUCCAGAAGAACUUCGAUGGUUGGGUUAAUCCCGAAGACUUGACCCCUAUGCCGCAGUGCAUCGCUCAGCAGGAUCAGUCCACCUGGCUGAACACCAUGACGAAGUGUACUCACAAACGAUGCACCUCGCACUUUGCAUUCAUUUGUACCCACCAGCAAUGGCUGACUCAACUCACCUGUCUCAGCGCUGAAUUCAGCCCUAACGUCAUCAAAGAGUAUAUCGCGUACUGCAGCAGAUCAGUACUGGGCAAGGCACAGUUGUACAACUGGGUUCAUAGCGCUACUGGUCGAACGUGGCUUGUUGAUGUCGGCGACGCAAACGAACUGCAAAAUCUCUCCCCGGCUUCCCUAUCUCAAGGAUAUGCAAAUUUCGACAUUACUCACAAUGCGCCAACAUGCCUAACGAGCUCUUUAUCUGCUGCCUCGAUGGAACCCUUUGACCAUGUGAUGGGAUCCUGUAGCUUCACAAGCGCUACCCAACGUACCGGAUAUCCCGACCGUCCUUGGGAAUACAGUGAAUCCCUACGGUCCAUGGUCUCUCUAGGCUUUGAAACUGUCGGCUACAAUCUCACGGGAGGUCACAUCGGAUAUGACGACAGUUUUGACCUUUAUUUUGACAAAGCAUGCUUCUGCAAGUCCUUCACUACAGUUCCGGGACAGGAACCAUGUUCCGAGCCAAGCCAGACAGGCUUGCAAGUGACGAGGGAGCGACUAUGGAUGAAUGCCACUUGUGGGCCGACAUCUCUACAUGGCAACUGGACGGACAAACUAAAAACCAUGGGAUUUGCGUAUAUCCCCAUGGAAGACUGGCACUGGCCCACGUGUGUCACGGAUAUGCCGAAGCAGGUCACCGAGCUACAUGAUCAAUGUGCGACUGAUGCUUGUGAACUUGAUUCCGAUGGCUAUUGCAAAGUCAAGCGCGCAAUAGACAGGACUUGCUUCUGCCACGACAUCACCUAUGAUUCCUGCCGAGGUUCGUGCCACAUUUUCGACACCAGGAUUGACUAUGUCAAGUGGCUCCAUGAUCUUUGUGGAAACGUGCAGGACUGGAAGGGUCUCCCAGAUAAUUGGCGCCAAUUAGCCACCCCUACUCGCCUCGAGAUGAUUCCAUGGCGGUGGACUCUGAAAGCAUCCAACAAUUCGAACGUUGCGUCUAUCACUCGGCUGGGAUCCAUCAAGACAACGCAAAACUGCGCCUCAAACGAGACGAAGGUCGGAAGCUUUGCUUUAAUCAAUUUAGCUACUUUUCUUGCCGUUUUGCUCAGUCAUGGAAAAGGAGUCCAUCAAAUCGCACGCGACUCUGAAUCGCACACGCACCCGUCAUCUUGGUUCUUCACCGGGAUUUUAAUCGCCACUCUUCAGCUGGUCGCGAACUUCCUGAAUGCGUUUCUUGUUCAGAAAACCCUUGGUUAUGAACACGUCCCCGUUGCUCAAUUGAUGCUCCUCUGGUGCUCAAUGCCUCGGUUUGCUUGGCCCACCAUUUGGCUGGUUGGUGUCCGACCAUUUGGAGAAAUAAAUCUCUCCGCGGCCGCAUCUUCUUUGUUUGCGGAAGUGAUCCUCCAACUUUUGUCAUCAUACUACAUGUUCCUAACCGUCGAUUAUGGCCGAGAACACAACUUCUACCGCGGUGGUCUCGAGGGUGCGGAAAGGGGACAAUCGGCCCUGAUUAUGUAUGCUGGAGCACUCAUGUGGCUCAUUAUCUUUGGCAUGGCGCUUUUUAAAUCGAUACAGGCUAUAUAUAGGCCGAACAAGUUGACCGGACCUGAUAGAGCCGAUUUACCAAAAUGGGAGAGAAGCAAGCAGACAGAAUCGAAUGUCGCUGAGAGGUUAAUGACUCAGUGCGACGAAAGUAGGGCCUCGAGAGAACCAUUGUUGGCUGGCAGCGACGGACGAACAUACACGGUCUAUGGAACUCUAGCCGUUCCCGUUGAAAGCACAGGUAACUGGGUUCUCCGGCAAAGAUUCCAGAAGCUAUGUAUGAUCGCCGCCAUAAGCAUACCCCUAUUUUGGGUUGCGCAGUGGCUCUUUUGGAGUGGAUUUAUUGGUCUUAGUUCGGAAGAGUUUUGUCCCCCUAAGCUGGAGGUUCUUACACUGGUUUGGAUUAUCUCCUCAUUGGCAAGCGCUCUUAUUAGAGCUACUUUGUAAAUACGCAUAGGCCAGUCGAACGAGCCAUGUUAUGAUAUGGAAGAGUACUGUGAAAGAGAGUAUUUCACGAUGGAGGUGAGGCCCUUCUGGUAGCAAUUGCAUAUCAAAAUCCAAAUUAGCGAUGGAUACAGCUAGAUGCCAGGGUAUAGCCUUCAACUCGAUCCCCGCUACACUGAGUUCACCAUGAUGAAACAGAGACUGCCUUUUGCAAUUACUUCCGCGUGGCGCUAGAGAUACACCGGCGGUCGAAAAUAUAUUCAACCGCAAUCUAGUGGGUGACUGAUAUAUGCG